AUGCUCGGCAUACGGUCUCUCUUCGGUUUCGUCAGCGCGCUGGUAGCACUUCACGUCACGCUCGCGAAGUCUAGCACAGGAGACUCGGUCCUCGUAUUCCUUCAACCAAGUGUCAAGAAGGAGGACUAUUCGAUAUUUUUUGGCAAUCUCGAAAGUCAAGGCUACGAGCUCACGUUUCGCGCGCCGAAGGAGGAGAGUCCGAAGCUCAUUGAAGAUGAUAUCCCCAACUUCUCGCAUGUCCUAUACUUCGCUCCGGAUACCAAAAGCUUUGGACCAGAUGUGACCCCUCAAUCACUCGUCCAAGCGCUCGAGUCAAACACCAACAUCAUCUUUGCUCUCUCACCCAAGCAAUCCCUUGCUUACUCACUUGCCUCCGAAUUCUCCCUCAUCCUUCCACCUCCAGGUACCCCUCUCGUCUCACAUUUCCCCGAACGCGACGCGCCGGCCACUGUCAUCCCCAUAACUGUUCCAUCCAACCCUAUACUGUCUCCCUCGAUUGAAGGCAAGAAGGUCUGGUUCUCCGGUAUCUCACAUGCACUUGGCAACAACCCGCUAUUGGUCCCUGUCCUGAACGCCCCAGCGGAGAGCUUCGCUGCCGACUCCACGGAGGACGCGUCUGGAGGUGUUGUCGUCGAUGCUGCUGAGAAAGGCGGCGAGGGCCUUUGGGCGGGUAGUAUGAUGGGCGUUGUCAGUGGAUUCCAGACAAGGGAUUCAGCGAGGGUCAUGUGGGUGGGGGGUAUUGAGCUAUUCAGCGACGAGUUUGCCAAGAAGGAGAUCACUAAGGGUGAAAAGUCGGCCAACGAACAGUUCGCGUUAGACAUCGCGUCUUGGACGUUCCAAGAAAACAAAGUCCUCCGCAUCGACAAAACUGCCCAUCACAUGGUCAACGAGACUGAACCCAGGCCUCAUUAUACCAUCAACGACCAGAUUGUCUUCGACGCGUACAUCUCGCGCUGGAACUCGAAGACGUCCUCUUGGGAGCCUUAUUCCGGCCUCGCCGACCUCCAACUCGACUUCACCAUGCUCGACCCGCACGUUCGCACUCUCCUGCCGCCUUCGACUGACGGCAUCCCCGGCAAAUACUCCGUCCAGUUCAGGGCUCCCGACAGGCAUGGCGUGUUCAAGUUUUUGAUUGAAUAUAAGCGAAAGGGUUGGACAUUCUUGUCAAGCGCGACGACCGUGCCCGUCAUUCCACCGCGCCACGACGGGUACCCAAGGUUCUUGAGUGCUGCGUGGCCCUACUAUGCUGGUGCCAUCAGCACCAGCGCUGCAUUUUUGGUGUUCUCGGCGUUGUGGCUUGCUGGGGAGGAUCGUGGCGGAAAGAAGGGUGGUAAGAAGAUUGAGUAG
Messenger RNA from Stereum hirsutum FP-91666 SS1, 1347 nucleotides. Its product is annotated as Dolichyl-diphosphooligosaccharide-protein glycosyltransferase subunit. Gene Ontology annotation, cellular component: endoplasmic reticulum membrane; oligosaccharyltransferase complex. Bases 1 to 1347 code for a protein of 448 amino acids. NCBI's taxonomy places the organism in Eukaryota, Fungi, Basidiomycota, Agaricomycetes, Russulales, Stereaceae. The record is from RefSeq and is a predicted model, not a curated record. The transcript is spliced from 6 exons.